Messenger RNA from Ilex paraguariensis (yerba mate), 3794 nucleotides. NCBI's taxonomy places the organism in Eukaryota, Viridiplantae, Streptophyta, Magnoliopsida, Aquifoliales, Aquifoliaceae. The record is from the annotation of a GenBank genome assembly.
AAGAGGCGUAGAUGAAUUUUUCCUAUAAUAGCCCAUGCUGACAAUCUCCGAGUCUCCGAGCACGCUUUAUUCUGUCUUCAACAAGAACACACCCCUCUCUAUGUGCUCAGAAUUCUGAUACAGAAUCGUAACCCUAAGCCCUAGAAAAUGUUCACGCAAUUCGGAGCCACAGCAGAGACACUGAGUAAAGCAUCGACGAUUGUGUUUCGGAUCGGCACGGAUGCUCACCUUUACGACGAUCCCGACGUCGUCAGCAUUGCACCACUUCUCGACAGCAAAUUCGAUUCCGAGAUUUGCGAAGCUCUCAAGCGAUUGCUCGCUCUCAUCGCUCAGGGCUUCGAUGUCUCCAAUUUCUUCCCUCAGGUGGUUAAAAAUGUGGCAUCACAGUCACUGGAAGUGAAGAAGCUGGUUUAUCUGUACCUACUGCAUUAUGCUGAAAAGCGUCCAAAUGAAGCGUUGCUAUCAAUAAAUUAUUUCCAGAAGGAUUUAGGGGAUUUCAAUCCAUUGGUGCGGGCGUGGGCAUUACGUACUAUGGCAGGAAUCCGUCUACAUGUAAUUGCACCUCUUGUUCUUCUGGCGGUGGGAAAAUGUGCUAGAGAUCCGUCUGUAUAUGUUAGAAAGUGUGCUGCCAAUGCUCUUCCCAAGUUGCAUGAUUUGCGCCUAGAGGAAAGUACCACAACGAUUGAAGAGACUAUUGGAGUAUUGUUGAGUGACAAGUCUCCUGGAGUAGUUGGAGCUGCUGCUGCUGCAUUUGCUUCUGUUUGUCCAAACAACUUGUCUCUUAUUGGAAGAAAUUAUAAAAGGUUAUGCGAGACUCUCCCUGAUGUGGAAGAGUGGGGUCAGAUUAUCUUGAUUGGGAUCCUUUUACGCUAUGUAAUUGCCAGGCAUGGGCUUGUAAAAGAAUCCAUUAUGUUAUCUUCUUGGUCUAGUGAGAGCUAUAAUUUUGAAAACGAAGGUUCAGAUACUAGUUUUGCUAGAAAAGAAAACGCUGAUGACCCGGAUAAUGGGAUAUAUGAUUCUGAGUUAGCCAGUAUGAUAUCCAGUAGCUACCUGGAAGGACCAGAUAAAUAUUUAUCAAGGUCAAGCUAUGCAGAAAGGGUUACAUCUGGAAUGGAUUCUUCAUGUUAUACAUCUGCUAAAAGUAACGAUGAUGUGAAGAUCCUCCUGCAGUGUACUUCACCAUUGUUAUGGAGUCACAAUAGUGCAGUUGUACUUGCGGCUGCUGGGGUACAUUGGAUAAUGGCACCAAAGGAGGACAUUAAUAAAAUUGUUAAGCCGCUCUUGUUUCUCCUGAGAUCAUCUAAUUCCUCAAAAUAUGUGGUCCUCUGCAACAUUCAAGUUUUCACUAAAGCAGCACCUUCUCUCUUUUCUACUCACUUUGAAGAAUUCUUUAUAAGUUCUUCAGAUCCAUAUCGAAUAAAAGCUCUAAAACUUGAGAUACUAUCUUCCAUUGCAACAGAUUCAUCUAUAUCUGCUAUUUUUCAAGAGUUUCAGGAUUAUAUUCGAGAUCCAGACAGAAGAUUUGCUGCAGAUACUGUUGCUGCAAUUAGUUUAUGCGUGCAACGUCUUCCAACAGUAGCAACCAAAUGUUUGGAAGGGUUAUUGACUCUAAUCUCACCCCAAUCUUCAAUGAGUGAUGUUGCAUCUGCGGAUGGCGAGGCAGUGGUUUUAAUUCAAGCAACAAUAACCAUCAAGGCUAUUAUAAAAUUAGAUCCACCCAGUCAUGAGAAGGUAAUUAUUCAUUUGGUUCGAAGUUUAGAUUCAAUCAAGGUUCCUGCUGCUCGUUCAGUGAUCAUUUGGAUGGUGGGUGAGUACAACUCCAUUGGGUCCAUUAUUCCAAAGAUUUUGUCCCCCGUGCUUAAGUAUCUGGCGUGGUGCUUUACUUCGGAAGCACUUGAGUCAAAACUCCAGAUUCUUAAUGCUACUGUCAAGGUUCUGUUAUGUGCGAAAGGGGAAGAUCUGUGCACAUUCAAAAGAAUAUUAAGCUAUGUCCUUGAGCUUGCCAAAUGUGACUCAAACUAUGAUAUUCGUGAUCGGGCUCGUGUUCUAAGGAAACUCCUGUCGUGUUAUAUUGAUUCUCAUGGUCUGGAGGAAGAAGGAAAAUAUCCAGCAGAAAAUAAGGACCUGCCACAAACACUUGUAGAACUCAUAUUUGGGCAACAAAGAAAUCUAUCGUCACCCGAACCCAUUAACUAUCAUUUUUAUCUUCCUGGAUCUCUUUCACAAAUAGUUCUUCAUGCAGCUCCGGGGUAUGAACCUCUUCCAGAGCCUUAUAGUUUGAGGGAAAUAUCUGCAGAGGGAGCUACUCAUAGCAAAUCAUAUGAGCUAUAUGAUCCAGACGAGGUAUCUGGAUCUUUAAAUGAAGAAAGCUCUUCUGAUUAUAGUUCUCAAGGGUCAGGUACUGGUUCUACUGGUAGUGGUGACAGUGAUGAAAGUGGGUCUGCAAGUGAAGGAGAUGACAACGGAGGCCCGUUGAUUCGUUUUGAUGUCGAUAAUUCUCAUCAAAAUCAGAGUGGAGGCUCAGAGGAGAAUAAUGCUUAUUCUAGUUCUAAAGAUUUGGGAGAAUUGAUGUCCAGGAGAGCUUUUGAAUCAUGGCUGGAUGAGAAUCCUGACUCGAGCCAGAAUUCAUCUGAAUUAGGUUACGUUCAGAGAUCGUUGGCAAGAAUCUCCGUUGGGGAUAUUGGUGGCAAAGUUAAACCUAAAUUCUAUAAUCUCUUGGAUCGUGCAAACGGAAAUGGGUUGAGUGUGGAUUAUACAUUUUCAUCUGACACAUCAACCAUAUCCCCCCUGCAUGUAUGUGUAGAAGUUUCCUUCUGGAACUGUUCUACUGAGCCUAUGUCAAAAUUACAAUUGGUCUCAGAGGAAUCUAACAGCAACACUGAUUUUUCAGACCAAGCAUUGGAAACAAGUGGAAGUCCAAUGGCAUCUAAUAAUGAUGUGCCAACUGUAAUUCCUAUGGAAGAGAUUGCUACCUUGGAACCUGGGGAGACUACAAAGCGAAUCCUCCAGGUUCGUUUCCAUCAUCAUCUAUUGCCCCUGAUGCUGGUCUUACAAUGGAAUGGCAAGAAGCACCUUGUUAAGUUACGGCCUGACAUUGGAUAUUUUGUAAAACCUCUUCCAAUGGACAUUAAAGUGUUCUUGAAAACGGAAUCUCAACUCCCGGGGAUGUUUGAAUACAUGAGGAGGUGUAACUUCACUGAUCACAUGGGAGAGAUAACUGAUGACAAGGGUGAUAGCUCACUACUUAAAGACAGGUUUCUUGUAAUUUGUGAGAGCCUAGCGUUGAAGAUGCUCAGUAACACAAACCUUUUUCUUGUAUCUGUGGACAUGCCUGUGGCUGCCAACCUUGAUGAUGCAUCGGGUUUGUGUUUACGAUUCAGUGGUGAGAUCCUGAGCAACUCAAUGCCAUGCUUAAUCACUGUUACCCUUGAAGGUAAAUGCUCUGAACCACUGACUGUGUCCGUGAAACUCAACUGUGAAGAAACUGUAUUUGGCUUGAAUCUGUUGAACAGGGUUGUGAAUUUCUUAGCUGAGUCCCCUCGGUAAUGGAUAUUAUGUUAAUUACGAACUUCGAAAAUGGACCGUAAUUUUACAUUUUGAAUAUUGAGCAUACACAUAUAUUGUAAUAUAACUUUUUGUUGUUGUGACGAAAGUUUUUUCCAAUUUAAAAACCAUAGCUGAGGCUGAUUAGCUGCAUAAGAGGGAUUAUGGAUCAUGUUAAGCCAAACUUAAUGGGUUCUUUGUAUUUAAAAUUUAAUAUGCUUUUCUAACGGUUUUCAGAAUAAAUGUUUGUG